Chlamydomonas reinhardtii is the source of this 5119-nucleotide messenger RNA. RefSeq lists its product as uncharacterized. The transcript is spliced from 16 exons. Gene Ontology annotation, biological process: phospholipid translocation. The record is from RefSeq and is a predicted model, not a curated record. Gene Ontology annotation, molecular function: ATPase-coupled intramembrane lipid carrier activity; ATP binding; ATP hydrolysis activity. Gene Ontology annotation, cellular component: plasma membrane. NCBI's taxonomy places the organism in Eukaryota, Viridiplantae, Chlorophyta, Chlorophyceae, Chlamydomonadales, Chlamydomonadaceae. The coding region runs from base 116 to 4369 and encodes 1417 amino acids.
CUCGCUGCCAUAUAUAACCUACUUUAGGCCAGAGGGUAGGUGGUGUAUCCCGGUGCCAACGAGUCAACGCGAGAAGCCAUGAUGUGUUGCCCUUCGCCUUAGCUCGCCUACGAGAAUGCCGAAGGGCUGUCCCUCCUUCCGUAAGAGGACGGGCACGGAGGAGACGAAGCGUACAGUGCACAUAAACGCGAGUCACCAUGAGCACCUGGAGCUGCUCCACCAGCACUAUAAGGGCAAUGCCACUUCCACCACCAAAUACAACGUCUGGACCUUCCUCCCUAAGGCGCUCUUUGAGCAGUACAGGCGUGUUGCAAACAUCUACUUCACUAUCGUGGCAGCGCUUUCGCUGACACCUUUCUCGCCUGUGCGCGCGUGGACGACAUGGACGCCCCUCAUCAUCGUGUUGGGCGUGGCUAUGGUCAAGGAGGCUGCCGAGGACUACAAGCGCUACAAGCAGGACAAGGAAAUCAACAACCGUGCCGUGGAGGUGAUGGACCCGGCCACCGGCCAGUAUGUCACCAAGAUGUGGAAGGACGUGCGGGUGGGGGACCUCGUCGUGGUGACAAAAGACCAGCAGUUCCCCGCGGACCUGCUGUUCCUCACCUCGGAGACGGAGGAGGGGACGUGCUACAUCGAAACCAUGAACCUGGACGGCGAGACCAACCUCAAAAUCAAGAAGGCCCCUGAUGAGACGAAGGACCUGAACCAGAUGGACUUCGCGUCCUUCAAGAACGCCACCAUUGAGUGCGAGGGCCCCAACGCGCGCCUGUACCAGUUCACAGGCAACUUGCUGCUGGACGGGAAGACCCUGCCCAUCAGCCCCGCUGCCAUCCUGCUGCGCGGCUGCAACCUGCGCAACACGGACAAGGUGGUGGGCGCCGUCAUCUACGCAGGCCACGAGACUAAAAUCUUUAAGAACGCGGCACCCGCGCCCUCAAAGCGCAGCCGCGUGGAGCGCAUCGUGGACAAAAUCAUCUUCUUCAUGUUUGGCCUGCUGUUCUCGUUCUGCAUCAUUGGCGCGGUGUACUUCUCCAUCUGGACGGAGAAGAAGUCGCCCAACCACUGGUACGUGGGCUCAGCCAACGCCACGGGCCAGUACGCGCAGUACGCCCCCGGCAACCCGGCUUUCGUGGGCUUCGCCUCCUUCAUCACCUCGUUCAUCCUGUACGGCUACCUCAUCCCGAUUUCGCUGUACGUGUCGAUGGAGCUGGUGAAGAUUGCGCAGUCCAUGGGCUAUAUCAACCUGGACCGUGACAUGUACCACGCGGAGACGGACACGCCCGCGCUGGCGCGCACGUCCAACCUGAACGAGGAGCUGGGCAUGGUGAACACAAUCUUGUCGGAUAAGACCGGCACGCUGACACGCAACGUGAUGGAGUUUUUCAAGUGCUCCAUUGCGGGCGUGCCGUACGGGGCGGGCAUUACGGAGAUCGAAAAGGCGAAUGCGCUCAGGAAGGGCCAGGUUCUGGACGACCGCGAGCGGCCCGACGCGGCCAAGUUCCGCGAGCGCUUCUUCAACUUCUACGACGACCGCCUGAUGGGCGAGGCGUGGUACAGCGCCAAGGACCCCGUCACCAUCGAGAUGUUCUUCCGCCUGCUGGCCGUGUGCCACACCGUCAUCCCCGACGGCCCCACAGAUGAGAAGAGCAUUAAGUACGAGGCCGAGUCCCCCGACGAGGCUGCGCUGGUGGUGGCUGCCAAGGCGUUUGGCUUCUUCUUCUUCAAGCGCACCAACACCACCAUCACGGUGCGCGAGCGCACGCCGCGCGGCACCGCGGACGUGGAGUAUGAGGUGCUGAACAUCCUGGAGUUCAACUCCACCCGCAAGCGCAUGAGCGUAGUGGUCAAGGAGAAGGCCAAUGACAAGAUCAUCAUCUUCUGCAAGGGUGCGGACACGGUCAUCUACGAGCGCCUGGACCCCAACUACGCGCCUAACGAGGAGAUGAAGACCACAACCUCACGGGACAUGGAGAACUUUGGUGCCGCAGGCCUGCGCACGCUGUGCCUGUCGUACGCCGAGGUGGACCGCGACUGGUACACCAAUGUGUGGAUGCCGGAGUGGGUCAACGCCAAGACGUCGCUGGAGGACCGCGAAAACAAGGUGGGCGAGGUCAGCGAGAAGAUCGAGCGCAACCUGCGGCUGCUGGGCUGCACGGCCAUCGAGGACAAGCUGCAGGAGGGCGUGCCGGACUGCAUCCGGAUGCUGGCGCUGGCGGGCAUCCGCAUCUGGGUGCUCACCGGCGACAAGAUGGAGACGGCCAUCAACAUCGGGUUCGCCUGCUCGCUGCUCACGGAGGAGAUGCACCAGUUCACCAUCAGCGUGUAUGGCGUGGAGGAGAUUGAGAAGGCGGAGAAGGCGGGCAACAAGGAGCUGGCGGAACAGCUGAGCCACGCGGCGGUGGCCAACUCCAUCAAAACGAUCGAGGAGACCAUGACCUCCAAGUCGGAGGGCUCGCGCUUCGCCAUAAUCAUCGACGGCAAGGCGCUGAGCUACGCGUUGUCCAAGGACCUGGCGGCGGGCUUCCUCAAGAUCGGCCUGCGCUGCAAGGCAGUUGUGUGCUGCCGCGUGUCGCCGCUGCAGAAGGCGCAGGUGACCAAGCUGGUGCGUGACCACGGCGACACCACGCUGGCGAUUGGAGACGGCGCCAACGAUGUGGGAAUGAUUCAGAUGGCGCACAUCGGUGUGGGCAUCAGCGGCCAGGAGGGCAUGCAGGCGGUCAUGUCGGCGGAUUUCGCCAUCGCGCAGUUCCGCUUCCUGGUGCCGCUGCUGCUGGUGCACGGGCGCUACAGCUACAAGCGCAUCACGCGCAUGGUGCUGUUCUUCUUUUAUAAGAACAUGCUGUUCGGCGUGACCAUCUUCGUGUUCAACGCCUUCAACGCCUUCUCCGGGCAGUUUAUCUACAACGAUUUCUACAUGACGCUGUUCAACGUGGUGUUCACAGCUCUGACGCCCGUGGUAAUCGGCAUCUUCGACCGCGACGUGGACAAGGCCAUGGCGCUCAAAUACCCCGGCCUGUACAUGCAGGGCCAGCGCAACGAGUACUUCAACUUCAAGGCCAUUGCGCUGUGGCUGCUGUCGUCCAUGUACCAGUGCUGCGUCAUCAUGGUGUUCGUGCUGAUCGGCUGCAACUCCACCGAGGUGGACCGCGACGGCGGCAACCCCUACACCAUGUGGCAGACGGGCGUGCUCAUGUACUCGUGCGUGGUCAUCACCGUGCACUUCCAGGUGGUGCAGGUCAUCGAGCAGUGGUCGUGGCCCUACCACGUUGCCAUCUGGCUCAGUCAGAUCGUGUGGUGGCUGUACCUGCUGGCGUACGGCGCCUUCCCGCUGUACUUCAGCUCCGACCUGUACAACCUGUUCGUGGGCAUCGUGGCGCCGGGCCCGCAGUACUGGCUGUACUGCCUGCUGAUCCCCUGCGCCUGCCAGCUGCCCGACUUCUUCGCGCGCAUGGUCAAGAAGCUGGUGUCGCCGUUCGACCACACCAUCGUUGCGGAGAUCCAGAAAAAGCUGCAGCGCGCCGGCCGCAGCCUGGCGGAUGAGAGGGGCCAGGAGCCGCCGUCCAUCCUUGCCGGCAUCUUCAGCGGCCAGGCCAACAAGAACCGCGGCUUCGUGCCGCCCUACGACCCCCGCUCCAAGUUCUACGGGCUGGUCAGCUCUGGGGCGCGCAACUCGGGCCGUAUCGACACGGGCGUGCGCAACCCGGUGCUGCAACACCUGGACCAGGAGCUGGCGGACAACCCCUACCGCUCCGGUCGCAAGAAGGGGCUGCCGGGGAUAUCGCCAAAGGGAUCAUCUGCCACUGCCGCCGCGGCCAGCGCCGCGUCGGCCGGCAACGUCCAGCCAGUGGCGGCUGCAGCUGCCAAUGGUGCCGCUGACGCAGCGGCCGCAGCUGCUGCCGCUGCUGCGGCGGCGACCACGGCCACGGCAGCCGCGGUCGCUGGAGCGGCUCCCCCCGCUGCGCCGCCGCCAGCAGUAAGGUCCCCGGCGGCGCGUGUGCUGCCGCCGGUUAUCCCGCCGGGCGGCCACCCCAACGGCCGCGCACCCGGCCGGCUGCCGCCCAUGGGCACGCCGCCGGUGGGGCUCACUGGCGCGGAUACCAUGCCCUCGAACAACAGCGAUGCGCCUGCCGCCAGCAGUGUGCCCAUGCCGCCACCGCCGGCCGUGGGCUUGGCGCCCAACCCACGCUCCAAGAAUAAGUUGCCGCCGCUCAUCCACGGCGGCGCCUCGAGCCCGGCCCUGGCGGCCACGGCAGCGGCGGCGCCGGGUGCGAUUGCCAGCCCUGGCGCACCUGCACUGGCCCCGCCCGCCACGGCGAACCCGCAGGAGCGGGAGAUCUUGGCGACAUACACAGACGCUCUGCAGCGUUAAGUCCAAUCGGGCUUACCUGCAUACACGGUACAGAGCCAGGUGCUGUGUGCGGUGGAGGGUUCAGGGGCAGGCUACGGACGCGUUGACGUUUGUUUUACCUUAUUGUGAUGACAUGUGUGCGACUCGCCGUGGCGCCGCCAAAGGGCCAGUGAUUAUCGUAUUAGGACGGUGCCCGGACUACCAAGUGCAUGUGAAGGAGUUAGGAGUGGGUGAGGGAUGCAGAUGCACGAAACCUGGGGGAACCUGCCCUGCACGGAACUGCAUAGCCAGGUGGUAAGAUAUUAGGAGCACAGGGGACCGUGAGUGCCAGGCAUCCUAGGGAACGAGCGCAUCCUAGCUGCAAGCUAGGUGACGAUGGGCCGUGAGGUUUGCGCUGCAUGUCCUAGGUGACGGUGUUACAAGCAGGCGUGGUAUGCAACGGGUGCGAUAAGGGUGCGAUGGGACAUGGCAAGGGGCAGGUUGGCGUAGUCCAACGUGCAGUGGUUGCAAUGGGACAGGGCAAAGUGGCUGAUAUAGCAGAGUCCCAAGAAACAAAUUGCACCCAGCCCAAGCAUCGACCUGCAAUGGGUGUUGGAUGACACUGUGCUUGAGCCCAACCUUCUUAACAUUAUCGCACAGGGGCCCUGGCAGAACGUCAGGGCUUUGGGCAGCAGGGACUCGAAGCGAGGAAGAGCCGGUAUGCCUUCAGGCGGUACACGGCAAGAAGAUGUGCAGCUCUUUGACGGCAAGCACGUGUAAGGUCCACGUGAC